Messenger RNA from Pimephales promelas (fathead minnow), 6492 nucleotides. Lineage: Eukaryota; Metazoa; Chordata; Actinopteri; Cypriniformes; Leuciscidae. The record is from RefSeq and is a predicted model, not a curated record.
ACGCUCCACUUCCCACAUUAUACAGUCUGUUCUGCGUCUCUACCGCACUAUGGUCCGAUAUAGAGAAAGAGCGUGUCUUGAAUGAGAUGAAACACAACAAUAGUGAGUGAGUGAGUGAGAGUGACGGAGCACUGGGAUCGGGAGAGCCGGCGGAAGGGUUUGGAAGCGUCCGGGCAUUUUCCCUGCGAGCGGAAGGAGACGCACGGACUCACUGAAACACUGAAACAAUCAAAUCGAUGAAAAACCGCAACGGAGAAUCAACGCGAAGAAUCCGAAUCCCAGACACACGCAGCCGGAGCGAUGCGAGCGAAGCGGCGCGGCUGAGCGUUGAAGAUGUGUGCCGCACUACAGAGUCUCUUACUGUGUACUUUGUGUUUGCAGAUACGGGGCCUGCCGCUGCUUCUGUACGCUAACCGGCGUGACCUGCGCUUGGUGGACGCGGCUCACGGGCGAGCGAACGCUACGGUGGUGAUGGGCGGCCUGGAGGACGCGGCGGCGCUGGAUUACGUGUUCGCGCAGGAUCUGAUCUACUGGAGCGACGUGAGCGAGGAGUCCAUCAAACGCACGCGCUUCAACGGCUCCACGCCAAGCGGCGCUCCCUCCACCGUCGUGUCCAACCUAGCCUCCCCCGACGGCCUGGCCUGCGACUGGAUCGGGAACAAGCUCUACUGGACCGACUCCGAGACCAACCGGGUGGAGGUGUCGGAGCUGGACGGCGCGCACCGGAAGGUGUUGUUCUGGCAGGACCUGGACCAGCCGAGGGCCAUCGCUCUGGACCCGGCGCGCGGGUUCAUGUACUGGACGGACUGGGGCGAGGUGCCGAAGAUCGAGCGCGCGGGGAUGGAUGGGACUCUCCGCUCUGUGAUCAUCGACUCCGACAUCUACUGGCCCAACGGCCUCACACUCGACUACACACACACACAGCAGAAGCUCUACUGGGCCGACGCCAAGUUCAACUUCAUCCACCGCUGCAACCUGGACGGGUCCGGCAGGGAGGUGGUGGUGAAGGGCUCGCUGCCGCACCCGUUCGCGCUGACGCUGUACGAGGACACACUCUUCUGGACCGACUGGAACACACACUCCAUCCACUCCUGCCACAAACACACGGGCCAGAACAGCCGAGAGGUCCACACCAACAUCUUCUCCCCCAUGGACAUACACGUCUACAGCCAGAAGCGCCAGCAGAUCGACAUGACGAGUCCCUGCGCGCUGAACAACGGAGGAUGUUCUCAUCUCUGUCUGCUGUCUCCGGUCAAGCCGUAUUAUCAGUGCGCCUGUCCAACAGGAGUCCGACUACUGGACGACAACAAGAGCUGCAGAGACGGACCCACUCAGCUGCUGCUUCUGGCCCGGCGCACAGACCUGCGGCGCAUCUCUCUGGACACGCCGGACUUCACCGACAUCGUUCUCCAGGCGGAGGACAUCCGGCACGCCAUCGCCAUCGACUACGACCCGGUGGACCGGCACCUGUACUGGACCGACGACGAUGUGCGCGCCAUCCGCCGGUCUGAGCUCGACGGCAGCGACCCGCGGGUCCUGGUGACCUCGCAGGUCAACCACCCCGACGGCAUCGCGGUGGACUGGAUCGCUCGCAACCUGUACUGGACGGACACCGGCACGGACCGCAUCGAGGUGACCCGGCUCAACGGCACCAUGAGGAAGAUCCUGAUCUCCGAGGAGCUGGACGAGCCCAGAGCCAUCGUGCUGGACCCCGUCGCCGGGUACAUGUACUGGACGGACUGGGGUGAGGUGCCGAAGAUCGAGCGCGCGGCUCUGGACGGGUCGGAGCGGCUGGUUCUGGUCAACACGUCUCUCGGCUGGCCCAACGGACUGGCGCUCGAUUACACCGAGAGGAAGAUCUACUGGGGCGACGCCAAGACCGACGUCAUCGAGGUGAUGGAGAUGGACGGCUCGGGCCGGCGGGUUCUGGUGGAGGAGAACCUCCCGCACAUCUUCGGGUUCUCUCUGCUGGGAGACUUCAUCUACUGGACGGACUGGCAGCGGCGCAGCAUCGAGCGCGUGCACAAGACCAGCCUGGAGCGAGAGGUCAUCAUCGACCAGCUGCCCGACCUCAUGGGCAUCAAGGCCACCUACGUCACGCAGACCUUUGGUGUGAACCCGUGUGCGCUGGCGAACGGCGGCUGCAGUCACCUGUGCCUGUAUAAGCCCCAGGGUGUGUCGUGCGCGUGUCCCAUCGGGCUCGAGCUCAUGUCGGACCUGAGCUCCUGCAUCGUCCCCGAGGCCUUCCUCCUGUUCUCGCGGCACACCGACAUCCGCCGCAUCUCGCUCGAGACGCACAACAACAACGUGGCCAUCCCCCUCACCGGCGUCAAGGAGGCGUCCGCGCUCGACUUCGACAUCACCGACAACCGCAUCUACUGGACCGACAUCACGCUGAAGACCAUCAGUCGGGCCUUCAUGAACGGCAGCGCUCUGGAGCACGUGGUGGAGUUCGGCCUGGACUAUCCCGAGGGAAUGGCGGUGGACUGGCUGGGCAAGAACCUGUACUGGGCCGACACCGGGACCAACCGCAUCGAGGUGGCCAAACUGGACGGGCAGCACCGACAGGUUCUGGUGUGGAAGGACCUGGACAGCCCUCGAGCCCUGGCACUGGACCCAGCCGAGGGCUUCAUGUACUGGACUGAGUGGGGUGGGCGGCCGAAGAUCGACCGGUCUGCGAUGGACGGUUCUGGACGCCUCACGCUGGUGCCGAACGUGGGCCGAGCGAACGGACUGACCAUCGACUACGCGGAGCGCCGGCUGUACUGGACCGACCUGGACACCACGCUCAUCGAGUCCUCCAACAUGAUGGGUCUGGAGCGCGAGGUGAUCGCCGACGACCUCCCGCACCCGUUCGGACUCACCCAGUACCAGGACUACAUCUACUGGACGGACUGGAGCCAGCGCAGCAUCGAGCGCGCCAACAAGACCAGCGGGCAGAACCGCACCGUCAUACAGGGGCACCUGGACUACGUCAUGGACAUCCUGGUGUUCCACUCGUCGCGUCAGGCCGGCUGGAACGCCUGCGCCGCCACCAACGGCCACUGCUCGCAUCUGUGCCUCGCCGUGCCGGUGCGCGGCUUCGUGUGCGGCUGCCCCGCGCACUACUCGCUCAACCACGACAACAAGACCUGCAGCGCGCCCACAUCAUUCCUGCUGUUCAGCCAGAAGACGGCCAUCAACCGCAUGGUGAUCGACGAGCUGCAGAGUCCCGACAUCAUCCUGCCCAUCCACAGCCUGAGGAACGUGCGCGCGCUGGACUACGACCCGCUGGACCGACACCUGUACUGGAUCGACUCCAAGCAGAACCUCAUCCGCCGCGCGCAGGAGGACGGCAACCAGAGUGUGACGGUGGUGUCCGGUGGCCCAAGUCUCGGCCUCCAGCCCUUUGACCUCAGCAUCGACGUCUACAGCCGCUUCAUCUACUGGACCAGCGAGGUCACCAACGUCAUCAACGUCACGCGGCUCGACGGCUCGCGGGUUGGGGUGGUGCUGCGCGGAGAACACGACAAGCCCCGUGCCAUCGUGGUCAACCCUGAGCGAGGGUACAUGUACUUCACGAACCUGCAGGAGCGCUCGCCGAAGAUCGAGCGGUCGGCGCUGGACGGGACGGAGCGAGAGGUUCUGUUCUUCAGCAAUCUGGGCAAGCCGGCCGCGCUGGCCAUCGACAACGAGCUGGCCAAACUCUUCUGGGUCGACAUGGACCUGCGGCGCAUCGAGAGCAGCGACCUGUCCGGAGCCAAUCGGAUCGUGAUCGAGGACUCGAACAUCCUGCAGCCGGUGGGCCUGACGGUGUUCGGGAGCUUCCUGUACUGGAUCGACCGGCAGCAGCAGAUGAUCGAGCGCAUACACAAGGUCACGCGCGACGGACGGACCAAGAUCCAGGCGCGCAUCGCGUCUCUGAGCGACAUCCACGCCGUACACCAGCUCGACAUCCAGGAGUACAAUAAACACCCCUGCACGUCUGAUAACGGCGGCUGCUCUCACAUCUGUAUCGUGAAGGGAGACGGAACCACUCGCUGCUCGUGUCCCGUCCACCUGGUGCUGCUGCAGGACGAGCUCUCCUGUGGAGAGCCGCCCACCUGUUCCCCGGAGCAGUUCUCGUGUGUGUCGGGCGAGGUGGACUGCAUCCCUCAGGCGUGGCGCUGCGACGGCUUCGCGGAGUGUGACGACAGCAGUGACGAGCGCGAGUGUCCGGUGUGUUCGGACGAGGAGUUCCAGUGCGACAGCCGGCAGUGUGUGCAUCUCUCGCUGCGCUGCAACGGCGACGUCGACUGCCAGGACCGCUCCGACGAGAGCAAGUGUGAGGUUUUCUGUCCCAUGGAUCAGUUCACCUGCGCUAACGGCCAGUGCAUCGGCCGGCACAAGAAGUGCGACCACAACACCGACUGCACGGAUAACUCGGACGAGAUCGGCUGCUACGCGACGGAGGAGCCGGCGUUUCCCCCCAGUAACACCAUCGGCUCGAUCGUGGGCGUGGUGCUGGUGCUGUUCGUGGUGGGCGCCGUGUACUUCGUGUGCCAGCGAGUGCUGUGUCCUCAGAUGAAGGACGACGGCGAGACCAUGACCAACGACUUCGUGGUCCACGGGCCCUCCACGGUGCCUCUGGGAUACGUGCCUCACCCCGGCUCUCUGAGCGGCUCGCUGCCAGGCAUGUCUCGGGGGAAGUCUGUGAUUGGCUCGCUGAGCAUCAUGGGAGGCAGCAGUGGGCUGCCGUACGACCGCGCUCAUGUGACCGGCGCCUCGUCCAGCAGCUCGUCCAGCACCAAGGGCCCGUUCUUCCCUCCGAUCCUGAACCCGCCCCCGUCUCCGGCCACCGUGAGGUCUCAGUACACCGUGGAGCUGGGCUACUCGUCCAACAGCCCGUCGACGCACCGCUCGUACAGCUACAGGCCGUACAGUUACCGACACUUCGCCCCGCCGACGACGCCGUGCAGCACAGACGUGUGUGACAGCGACUACACGCCAGGCCGCCGGGCUCCGCCCACAUCCACGGCUGCUAAGGGCUACGCUAGCGACGUGAACUACGACUCGGAGCCACUGCCACCGCCGCCCACACCGCGCAGCCAGUACCUGUCGGCGGAGGAGAACUGCGAGAGCUGCCCACCCUCGCCCUACACCGACCGCAGCUACUCACACCACCUGUACCCGCCCCCGCCCUCGCCCUGCACAGACUCGUCCUGAGCACAGGCCCCGCCCCUCGACCCAGACCCCGCCCUGCAGACUCAUCCUGAGCCCCGCCCCCAUCACGUGUAAAUAUCCGUCUGGAGACUUGCGUCGGGUCUGGCGGCUCCCUGUACAUUUUUUAAAAGAAAAGAAAACAUAUUUAUAUAUUUUCUAUACAGUGUUUAUUGGUUACGCCAUAGAGCUUUGUAUUAAAAGAAAUUUGUACAUUUUUUUUUUUUUUUUUUAAAGAGGAAGAUUUAUUAAAUCCACACAGACGUGAUGCGUUGCCUUAAUCCUGGAGUCCUGAAUCAAACGCUCACCCAAUGCCAAAUCCCCGCAGCGCCCCCUGCAGGCCUGGAGCAGCACACACUGUGAGCCACUCGCCGCCAACACACGCUACUCCUAUUUUUCUACUGUUUUCUCCGGAGCGCCGGCCCUGAGCUCGCGUCACGGCUCCUCGUGCCUGAGCGUUUUUUACAGCCAUUUUUCACUUUUUUAAAUCUCAGUGCCCACAAAAGCUCGACUAUUUUUGUACCACAUACUGUGUAGAUACUGUAUUUAUAAGCUAGCAUCAUCAUGUCCUUCAGUGCUGCUGUCGUCCUGUCUCGUCCCGUCAGUACAGCACGGUGUGUGUGUGUGUGUGUGUGUGUGUGUGUGUGCGUGCAGACGCUCUCCUCUCUCCAGCGCUGGUGUGUGUGUGUGUGUGUGUGUGUGUGUGUGUGCAGACGCUCUCCUCUCUCCAGCGCUGGUGUUCAGCCCGUCGCAGCUUCAGGACAAUCAUGAAUGUGUGUCAAACAGCUGUUCCAAAUCUCAAUCCUGUUCUGCAAGGGCUUCUGGGUAACGCCACGUUUUUAGUUCCUUUAUGAUUCUGCUCACACCAGCAUUUCCGUUUUCUUAACUGCACUUUACAGGAGCGGUUCAGUGUGUGUGUGUGUGUGUGUGUCGGUCCGCCGGGGUUCGAACUCUCGCCACUGAACGCUUCAUGUUUCUGUGGAGAGCGUCACGGGUCAGACGUCGUUGCUGGAAUUGUGGGAGAAAUGUCUAAAGCACUUUUGAAGGAGUGAGCAGGAUUGAUUCGCCACAGAAUCUCGUCAUUAUUCAUGUUUUAUUUCGAUUCUUUGCGAGGAUGUGUUCAAAGGUGACCAACAUUUGGUUUCUCAUCAUGAAAUUUCCACUAUCUCGAGUUUUUGUACAUUGAACAUGCUUUACUUGUAAAACAUUGUAUAAAACAGAUGUGUACAGCUCAUUCAGUCACGCCUAUAAGCUGUUGUAACAAAUGAAAUGAAUUUUUUUUUAAUAAAACUGAGUGAACUUUUACAUUUAAAA